Cornus florida is the source of this 2578-nucleotide messenger RNA. Its product is annotated as probable magnesium transporter NIPA8. Gene Ontology annotation, molecular function: magnesium ion transmembrane transporter activity. NCBI's taxonomy places the organism in Eukaryota, Viridiplantae, Streptophyta, Magnoliopsida, Cornales, Cornaceae. Gene Ontology annotation, cellular component: membrane. The coding region runs from base 562 to 1893 and encodes 443 amino acids. The transcript has 14 exons. Gene Ontology annotation, biological process: magnesium ion transport. The record is from RefSeq and is a predicted model, not a curated record.
CCACCGACAGUUGAAUUUCGGGGGCAGCGGUGGGUAAAAUGUUACGUUUUUUGCUCCAGAGCCAAGCUAUCGACCAAUCGAACUCAAACCAACAAAACUUUGAACUUUAGUUGAUCAAAUUCAUUCCUCCUCCUCCUCCUCCUCCUCCUCCACCACCAUCCUCCAUCAUUGCCGCACCCUAAUUUUCUUAUCCUCUGCUUUUCUCCCUCUCUGCUGGACAUUCGCAAUCAGGUUAGGGUUUUUUUUUUUCCUGAAUCGAAGGUAUUAUAUAAUCCAAACGUUGCAUCGGUUCUUAAUUCUCUAUAUUAUCAUCUCAAAGGAGUCUUGUGGUUCUUCCCCGCUGAGCCUUUCACGGUAAGACACUUUCACACUGUGAUGUUCUCAGCAUUGGAAGCAAAUGUUUGCUUGAAGUGGAUCCUUUUGCCUCAUUGAUGGGUGCAGGAGAACUUUUGGUCUUUCAAGCAGCAUUUUCUUUAAUCAAUUAUUUUGUGAGAAUCAGUGACUUUGCAAGGACAGCAUCCUCACAUUCUAUCCACACUUAAGGCUACGCAUUUUUGAUCCAUGGGGGAAUGGGUUAUUGGAGCCUUCAUCAACAUUUUUGGCAGUGUUGCCAUCAACUUUGGUACCAACCUUCUUAAAUUGGGUCAUGAUGAGAGAGAAAGAGCUAUGGUCGGCAGUGAUGUGACAAAUGGAAAAAUUGUAAUGAAGCCCAUCAUGUACUUCCAGGCUUGGAGAGUUGGUAUUCUAGUUUUUGCUCUUGGAAAUUGUCUUAAUUUCAUUUCCUUUGGAUAUGCUGCUCAGUCACUUCUUGCAGCCCUCGGAUCUAUACAAUUUGUAUCCAACAUCGCAUUUGCAUACUUUGUUUUAAGCAAAACGGUGACUGUCAGAGUAUUGGUUGCCACAGCCUUUAUUGUUCUUGGAAACAUUUUUCUUGUAGCUUUUGGCAACCACCAGUCACCUGUUUACACACCAGAGCAGUUGGCAGAGAAGUACAGCAACAUUACGUUCCUUCUUUACUGUCUGAUUUUGGUCUUAGUUGUUGCCUUGCAUCACUCCAUAUACAGGAGAGGAGAAUUGCUGCUUGCAGUUCCUGGACAUGACCUCAAGUCUUAUUGGCACAUGCUGCUUCCUUUUUCCUAUGCCAUAGUUUCGGGUGCUGUAGGAUCCUGCUCGGUUUUGUUUGCAAAAUCUCUCUCUAUCCUACUAAGAUUGUCCAUGUCUAACGGUUAUCGGUUGCAUAGCUGGUUCACUUACUCCAUGCUUUUACUGUUUCUUAGUACGGCUGGUUUUUGGAUGGCAAGGUUGAAUGAAGGAUUGUCAUUGUUUGAUGCAAUGCUAAUCGUUCCUAUGCUUCAGAUUGCUUGGACUUUCUUUUCAAUUUGUACAGGAUUUGUGUACUUUCAGGAGUAUCAGGUAUUUGAUACUCUAAGGACUACUAUGUUCAUAUUAGGAAUGAUUUCUGUAUUCAUAGGCAUUUCUUUGCUCGCACCAGAUGAAUCAAAAGGAGGUGAAGUCAAGGAUAGCUCUUUAAUUUCUGUUACAUCUUCAAAUGUCUCAACUGAUGCGGACAGGCUGCUCAUGCCUUCUGAAGAUGCACAAAUUAAAGACAUGAGAUCACUUGGGCGAGCAAUGCUGGUGAAGGCUGCUGAUAUGGUCGUCAAGGCAAAGACUGCUUGUUCACUAUCACUAGGUCUGGGAGAAGAUUCAAUUCAUGCAUCUUCAGUUCUUGUGAUGCCCAUGGUUUCCUCCAAGAUUACAGGUUUUAGAGGAAGUGGGUUUGAUCGGGCGAGGUUCUUCUCCCUGAGAAAUCCCGGUUGGAGUAAAAUCUCGGUGGAGGAUGAUGGUGCCGAAGUGCUGGAGACAACAACAAUGCUUUCCCAGGGCAUCAAGUAGGGCUUGCAAUACGAAUGAAACUGUAAUAUCUGGAUGAGUGUCUUUUUAUCUUCUCUGCUAUCUAGUAACAAAAUUGUUGACCGCACUGCACUUUGUUUUUUCUUCCAUUAUUUAUUAAGCCUUGUGGGUCGGGGUUGGGGUUGUUUGGGGUGGGGGUGGGUAGGUGUUGUACAUCUCGGUCAUACUGAAAAGGAAAAGGCUAUACAUUCAUAUGUUGGUACAGUAGACAUUCAUUAUUGGCUCACUCUUCAUUGAAUCAUAUAGCACUGGACUGCUAUUAACGAUUAUAUGCAAACCCUAGAAUAAUUCAGGAUGGGCAUAAUUAGCAUAAUUCAACUACAUUAAACUACAUGACAAUUAGCAUAAUUCAGGAUGGGCAUGCCUGUGUGAAUGCAUCCAUCAUCCAAGCCUGAAUUCUUGGCAUUAUGUUUGUGUGUCCCCAGAACAGAAAUUAUACUCAACAGACAUCUACGUAGGGUAAAGAUCAUCCAAAUGCGUAUAAUUGUGUGUGGAGUUUUGUUUUUGGGCAAAUGCUUUCACAUAUAAGAAGGAAAAACUCACUUGGUCGGCUAUAGACCUACAAGUGUUUGUGUCAAACUGCUUGCUGUUGUUUUUAAAAAUUCAUUGAUACUGCGCGCCGCCCCACCCCUCCCCAAAAAAAAAAAAAAAAAAAAACAAAAAACAA